Capronia epimyces CBS 606.96 is the source of this 1044-nucleotide messenger RNA. RefSeq lists its product as uncharacterized. NCBI's taxonomy places the organism in Eukaryota, Fungi, Ascomycota, Eurotiomycetes, Chaetothyriales, Herpotrichiellaceae. Bases 1 to 1044 code for a protein of 347 amino acids. The transcript has 2 exons. The record is from RefSeq and is a predicted model, not a curated record.
AUGGCUGAAAAUUCUCAUCCUGAAGCUGCUCCUGGUUUUGGUCAGCCUAGCUCUGGCAACACCCAGAAGGCUAUUCCUGACCAUGAAGGCGCUCGCACUUCCGGCAACGACUUGACCUGUCCCAGUACUACCAAAGCUGAACCAAAUGCCCAACAGAACGGUAGUUCUACUCCUCCCGCAGAUGCUGCCGCAACUGCCCCAGAUACACGGGUUUACAUCAUUCCCAAGUUCAGUACUUCUACCGAGAAAGAGAUCCGAACUUUGAUGAACCGUGUCCGCUCGAUCCAGGAUGGUAGCACAUUCACCGAGGAAGACACCAUGAAGCUGGCAGCACUCACCACAAACUUGGUUGAAAUUAUGAAUGCAGAAUACAUUGCCAAAGACACUAUUGUACGUGCUGUUGCUUACAUGAGAGGGGAAACCCAUCUUUCAGCUCGGCGUGCUCUAGGCCAAGCACAGAGAGAUCGUCGAGCUUCUCGUCGCAACCGCAACAGUGGAAACAGUGGACAACCAUCUCAAGACAAGAUCCAGCAGAGUAACAAAGGAGAACCACAGAACACCGGUGCCAAACCCAUUGACGACGUCAAGAGCAUGCACCCAAAUAUUGGAACAACCGAUCCGUCUCCGGCCAGCCUAAAAGCUGCAGCUUUGCCAUCAGACACAAGCCAUGAGGGGAAGCCGGUCGGCAACGCCACAAAUUCUGAGAAAGACGACACUCUUCCCGUCAGAGAAGCUCAGUCUGUCAAUUCGGCCGCGCAUCCUGCAAAGGGGAAAAAGAAGCGGCAAUGGAGGGCACGCCGACAAAAUGGGAGACAUGCGGCCGAUCACAGUGAGGCCAGAAAUGGAGCUGCUGCUGGUGUCGAAAAUGGUGCAAUGGGUACUGACAAGGAUGAUGCAGUGGCUGCAGUCAAGAACGGGAAGGUGGCUCCAGUUGAAGUCGAACCCGAGUCACACAGCAACCCCACUGACAAGGCCAAAGUUUUGGAGAGCAAGGAUAAUCCAUCUCAUAAGGAGACUAACAAGGCAUUUGCUACCCAAGCUUGA